Molecule: messenger RNA, 1419 nt
Organism: Darwinula stevensoni
Lineage: Eukaryota; Metazoa; Arthropoda; Ostracoda; Podocopida; Darwinulidae
Source: the annotation of a GenBank genome assembly
AUGGUUGCUCCAAUCAUCCCUAAGCUGCAUGUGCUGGUCCAGAUCGUCUUCAUGGAAAGUGCAAACGAUUUGGGAAUGAUAAGGAAGACUUACUUCCACCUGUUCCACUUCUUCGAUUUCCUCAUCUUCAGCCUUCAGCAAGUCUUCUGGUUGAAUCCUAGGUCAUCUGGAACAAUCAAGGCAGGCUUUGACCUCUUCUCUGGUAUUGGACAGGCAGAAGCAGGAGAUAUAAGAUCUUGCAACCCUGCACUACUGACUGCUGCAGAUGGAAGCCUUCGUUUCCAAGUCAAACCAGACCUGGUGUGGUACAUCUAUGUGAGACACUCUGUAUACUCCAAUUCAAGUCAAAUGGCUCUGAAUUCUGCUCAGCCUCAACACAUGGCAAAAAACAACAAAUGUAUGGAAGAGGAAAACUCCUCCAAAGAGGAAAUGAUUGGAAUGAAAGGAAAAGGAGAUAGCUUUGACUUCUUUUCUGAUCCUGGCAAGACUGAAGCGGAAGACAGAUCUUGCAAUCCUGAGCUGUCCAUGGUCAUUGGGAGCCUUCGUUUCAUUGGAGCAGCUGAAGUUGAUCCUAAUGGUCGCCCAAGGAGCAAUAACAAUUUAAAACCAUCACCUCCAAAACCUCUGAGGAAGGCAUUUUACCCAGUCAGUCAAGAACAUGCUCUGUUUGGUGGAGGAAGCAUCUUAUCCCAACAUGUCCUCACCUCUAGGUAUAUAUCUCCUUCCAUGAUGCUUUAUUCUACACCUGGAGCUUCAGCUGAUAAUGGUGGUGGUGCAGAAAGAUCAAGGCAACAAAAUAUCUCCCAGCCAUCUUCCUCAUCUAUGGAACCAAUCGAGCAAUCCCAAGAUAUUCCAGGCCUCCUGAAGAAACUUCUAUAUGUUGUCCAAGAUAUCAAUAAAAAAGUUGCUGUUCAAGGGACAACACUAGCUGAUGUACAACUGAGUGUGAAGAAGAUGAUACCACCUUGCAAUGAGCUUCAAUUGCCUGUUCAGUUCCCUUUGGAUACUCUCAGCUCACUGGAAAUAAUGGAAGACUUUUUAAGUCACCCUGCCAAUGUUAAUGCCUUGGUCCAGCUUUUAAAGUUCCUCAUGGAUUUCAUAGCUGGUGGGGAGGUGAAUACUCCAUCCAUGGACCUGGAACUGGACAUGGAACUUAUCCAGCAGACUGAAACCCUGGAAUCACAUGCUCCAAAGGAAGACUGCUCUUGGACAUCCUGCAAUGCAGGUAUUUUCAUGCUCGGUGCCGUGCUGUUGUUGCCCUGUUAUGACUGGCAUUGUCUUGCGAAAGGAAGUUCUCAACCACCUCACUAUCUCAUGAAUCCCUUGGACUACUAUGUGGGAUUGCUCUUGGAGAUAGAAGUCUGCUCUCGGCCACGAACAAGUGUUGAGUGGCUGAGUCGGUCCCUUCUUCGAGCCUGA